AUGGCAACGAAGCCCCGCCCUGUGAGCCACGUGACGCGCGUGCGCCGGCGCGUGCGCACACGGAGGUCGCGAGCUGGGAGAGCUCGACUCGAGCGAGAGGAGUGUGCAGAAGGGAGUGUGGGAGCGCACGGCUGUCCCGAGCGGUGCUGUCCGGAGCGCGCUCUGGUUUUUUUUUUUUUUUUUUUUUUUUUUUCUUCCCUUUUUUCCUCCUCCCCCCCACUUCUUCUUCUUCUUCUUCUUUCCCCCAGCCGAGCGUGGAGCGCGUGCUCGGCAGCCGCACGAGACAGGGCGCGCGGAGGGAGUCCCUGGAGGAGGCGUCAUCAUCAUCAUCAUGUCGCUGGGAGGUGUCGCGCCGAGUGGGAAGAGGUCGAGGCGGAAUUUAAAGAGCUGCAGGAAAGCCACAAAGUGUACCGGCAGAAGCUGGAGGAGCUCACGAGCCUCCAGGCGACGUGCAGCAGCUCCAUCAGCAAGCAGAAGAGGAGUCUCGCUGAGCUCCGGCGCGGUCUUCUCAGGUGUGCGAAGACGAGCGGUCCCAAGGAGGCGGAGCAGAUCCACGCCAUACAGGCCCAAAUCAAAGAGCGGCAGAACGUGUUCUUCGACAUGGAGGCGUAUUUGCCUAAACGGAACGGCUUGUACUUGAACCUGGUCCUGGGGAACGUGAACGUGACCCUUCUCAGCAACCAGGCAAAGUUCGCCUACAAAGACGAAUAUGAGAAGUUCAAACUGUACCUGACCAUAAUCCUGAUGCUCGGUGCCAUAACCUGCAGGUUCUUGGUGAAUUACCGUGUCACAGAUGAGAUAUUCAACUUCCUGCUGGUGUGGUACUACUGCACGCUGACCAUCCGUGAGAGCAUCCUUAUGAGUAACGGGUCGAGGAUAAAAGGCUGGUGGGUUCUGCAUCAUUACGUCUCGACGUUUCUGUCGGGGGUGAUGCUCACGUGGCCUGAUGGCAUGAUGUACCAGAUGUUCCGAAACCAGUUCCUGGCCUUCUCCAUCUAUCAGAGUUUUGUCCAGUUCCUGCAGUACUACUACCAAAGCGGCUGUCUGUACAGGUUACGGGCACUGGGGGAGAGGAACCACCUGGACCUCACCGUAGAGGGCUUUCAGUCCUGGAUGUGGAGAGGACUGACCUUUCUUCUGCCCUUCCUCUUCUUCGGCCACUUCUGGCAGCUGUACAAUGCCAUCACUCUGUUUGGAUUGUCGCGCCAUGAGAACUGCAAGGAAUGGCAGGUGUUCAUGCUAGCGCUCACAUUCCUGGUGCUCUCUGGGAACUUCCUCACCACGCUCAUGGUCCACCAGAAAUUCCAGAAGAACUCGGAGAAGGCGCACAAGAAAGAGUGAAGAGCAGGAGAGGAGCAUCACGCAGAGCGGAGCAGAUGGUUGAGGAGACCAUAAAGUGGCAGUAAUGAAGGGAGCGACUCUUCGAAGAGGCCAGAGAAGACUUUAAAACCCAGCACCGUCGCGAACCGUGAAGAACGAACGCUCUGUGACCCUCGUGAGAUUAUGGCCGAGAACGAGCCGUCCAUGAGGUUUUAGCGUGGUGCGAUCGAUUCCUUUAAAUUGCUUCAAUUGCACUCGAGAACGUGAAGACCACUUGACCAGUGAACCUUUACCCUCGUGAGCGGUUUUGUUUGUUGCCUCAGACUGAUUUGUGUGCUUGUUUGUGCAUUUGGACGGUUGACCUUUGUUCAACUUUAUGCAACACUGAAAAAUGAAACGAUGAAACACACUGGCUCCUCGAGUUACAACCAUUCGAGUUACAGAUUUUCAAAAAUAAGAACGCUUUGUUUUUUUAAAAACCAUAUUUUCAUAUGGUUCAAAUUAUAUUGUAUUUUCUUAUUGGUUUCCUCUGGUUUCUAUCUGUAGCUGAGCAAACACAAUGUGUGAUUGUCAUGCAAGUCCAUAGUUGGCAGUGAAGGGCACCCGAGCGGAAUAGGAGUGUGUGACCGCCUUAAUUCAACUUACCUCCACAGCGUUUACAGCUUACGUCUGGAGUUGCUCAGUGCUCGACAUCGGUAACAAGACGACGAACGUUGUACAUGUUUAUGGGAUGAAUUUGUCAACAAUCCACAAUUUGUGGGGACAGAUUUUUUUCUUAAUUCUCAUUUUCAGUUUUAAGUUAAAAUAAAAGGGAUACAACUUUUUCUUUUCUUUUAAAUUCUGAUUUAUUGUAGCUAUAGCCAUAAUUUCACCCAUAAAAAUUUAAGGUACCUCUGUAGCAUUAAUCUUUUAAAUGACUGUGACUUAGUGGCAAAAACAACCGGGGAUAUGAACAAAGCGAGUUACAGACAGUCCCAGCUGUGUUCGUAAGUUGAGGAGCCGGUGUAUUUAGAGCUAUACCUCAAGAUGCAAGUAUAGAUGUACUCUCACUUCAUGCUGUUGCCCUUUGGUUGGAGUGCAUGUGUCCCACUGAAAACAUCCAGCUGUGUCAACAGCUAUAAAUCCUUCCGCAUUGUGGUGUCCUGUGUCCCACAGUGAUGCUGAUACCGGGGCAUUGUUGGGUCUUACCCUGCUGAGCACUUAAUCGCAAUGCAAUAUCAGUUACCGUUCGGCGUGAGCUGGCGUGGUCCCAAAGCGGAUGUCGCGGGUCGGACACAGAGCCCACUUUGAACGCUGUCGCUGGUGACCUUUUGGAGGAUUUUACCACGUUUUGGACUGCAACUGUGGUGGCGUUUUGGCCGGGAGGCUGGGAGCGUGGUGUCUCUGCAAACCUCAGCUGACCUUUCACGAGAAGUAGCCUAUAAAAAAGUCGCUCCUCUGCUUGCGCUCCCUCUAAACUUUCUGUAAUGUGAGAUGUUCCAAAGCUGGUGAGACCCAUGGGAACACCAUGGUCACUUGUGGACACGGGACGUCUGCAGACAGGAAGCCCAGGACACAAACACACAUCACCCAUGAGCAUUCAGCCCUAGUCACACACUUCUGCACUGAUUUUGGUUCAGUGCAACAUCGAGUAUGAGAUCCGUGACACGUUGCCACGGUAAGGUGUGUCGACCGUGGUGCCUCUUUAUAGCAGUGUCUCCUUGUUAAUCCAGAGGUGCUCUUGGUUUGUGAACACUACGAUUUACAAACACCGAGUUCCACUUCUGAACAGUCUGUCGCGUUUAUGAACACUCACUUAUGAGCAGCCUGUCCAAUUUAUGAAUACUUUUAUGAACAGUCUUUCCAUUUUAUGAACACUUUAAUUUAUGAACAAUCUGUCGCAUUUAUGAACACUUUCACUUAUGAACGGUCUGCCCAGUUUAUGAACUGCUCUUUUGUUAUUCACACCUAUGAUUUUCAGCGGUGUUUAACGGCUGCUCAUGCUGGGCGAGGGGGGUUCCGCUGAACAUCCAGACAUGCGGAGAUCCACGGGAACCCUGUCCACAGUCUGUUUUUUCAGCACCUGACCAGACAUGGUCCUGGAGAAACCGCGGUCUGUGUCUGUUCAGUCAAAUAAAGCAUUGUUUCCGUCACAAGGCACGGUGAAUAUCCGAGCUGGUGUUUUUGCCUGUAUGCGUUGUGUUCUCUGCUGCUGGGCGGGUGGUGCUCGGACGGUCGACGGGGCCCCGGCUUCACCUUGUUACCCUCGGUGGACCCGGGACAGAAUGAGAGAGUCAUUUCCCUGUUGCACUGCAGUAAAUCGGUGUACAUUACCGUCGAAUAAACACGUCUGAUAGAUGCUUCUCCUGUCUCCUUUUUUUCCUCACGUAUGAGCGAGGUAUUAAUACCACUUACGUUGGUGUUAGUUUAAAUUACUCUGGUAAGGGCAG
Messenger RNA from Scleropages formosus (Asian bonytongue), 3749 nucleotides. RefSeq names its product transmembrane protein 120B-like. The record is from RefSeq and is a predicted model, not a curated record. Gene Ontology annotation, cellular component: membrane. Gene Ontology annotation, biological process: fat cell differentiation. Lineage: Eukaryota; Metazoa; Chordata; Actinopteri; Osteoglossiformes; Osteoglossidae.